AUGGCAAACAUUCUUAUUCAUUCAGCAAUACCAUCUCCUCUUACCAAUACUGAUUCUGCAUCAAACUUUAUCGUUGAUACUCCAACAGAGACUUCUCAUACAGAUAAUAAUAAAUAUAAUGGUCAUGUUACUCGAUUACGUAAUAUAUUCACAGAACAUUCAUUAAUGGCAAAUAAAUUAAAUUCAGAUGAUUAUCCAUUACUAACAAAUAUUCAUCCAACAAAUUAUCAUGAAACAAAAGAAAACUUUCAAACAUUAAAUGAUCCAUCAAUAUGUAAUAAUGCACCAUUAAUGACAACAAAAGCAAUGGCUAAUAAACAUCAAGAACAUAAUCAUAAUACAUCCGCACAAUCAAUGAGUAGUACAUUAUCAAAUCGAUCAUAUGAUGUAGUUUCGAAUCCACCAAAUGAAGAUGCUCCUCCUUAUGCAAUAAUUAAUCGAAGAUAUUCAAAUGCAGAACAACAUUAUGAUUAUCCUUCUGAUACCAUUUUAAAAUUAAAAAAACAUCAACGGGAUGAAAAUGAUCCAAAAAAUGAACAAAUAACAACUCGUUUUUUACCAUUUAAUGUUCUUAAACGUAUGGAUCAUCUGAAUACAGUUUUUGUUAAACCGACAAAAAUUGAACAAUCAUUACCGAAAUUAAUUUUUCAAGAUAAUAAUAAUAAUAAUAAUAAUAAUAAUAAUAAUACAAAACAAGAACAAUUAAAAACAGUUGAAAAUCCAAUAUUUCAUGAAGCCGUUUGUGCACAUGUUGAUGACAGAUCAUCAACACCAUUGUUUUAUGAAAAACCUGGUUUACCAGAAACUAGCGAUGAUACAUUAUCAAAUGAUACUAGACGAGUUAAAUUUAGUAAUGCACCAAUUCGAGUUUAUCCAACAUAUUCACCAAGUGAAUAUGAUCGACGAAAUGAAGAUAUUAAUCCAUUUGCAGCAGCUGCUGAAUAUGAAUUAGAAAAACGAAUUGAAAAAAUGAAUAUAUUUACUGUUGAAGUUGAAAAAGGACCUGAUGGUCUUGGUAUUAGUGUACUGGGAAUGGGUGUUGGUGCUGAUAGUGGAUUAGAAAAAUUAGGUAUAUUUGUAAAAUCUCUUAAUCCUCAGGGAAUAAUUGCUAAAGAUGGACGUAUUCAAGUCGGUGAUCAAAUCAUCGAAGUAAAUGGACAAUCACUUGUCGGGGUAACACAUGCAUGUGCUACAAAUGUUCUUAAAACAACAUCUGGUGUUGUAAAAUUUAUUAUUGGUCGUGAAAAAGAACCUGAAAAAUCUGAAAUUUUUGCACUUAUUCAACGAUCUCUACAAUUAGACCAACAACAUGAAGAUAUAUCAGACACAUUUCAACAAUAUCAUGAUGCAUAUUAUGAACAAAAUUUUCAUGAUGUUGAAGAUGAAGAGGAGCCAACUGAUGAAAAAAUGUCAAAUGAAUUUGAAAUUGAAAUACUUAAACAAUGUUAUGAAUCAUUAGAAAGAACUUUAGAUAAUACAGAAAAAGAAAAACAACAAUAUCAGCAACUUUAUCUCCAAGCCCAAAAGGAUUUAAAACAAAUAGAAGAAAAAUAUUUUCAAGCAACAAUAUUAAUUAAAGAUUUACAAGAUCGAGAUACAAAAUUACGACAACAACAAAUAGAAAUAUCUGAACGACAAGACAAACAUAUCAAAGAAUUAAUGAAAAAGAUUGAAGAACUUGAAAAAGUGAUUGCUACGACCGUUAAAUCUGAAAAUAGUCUAUCGUCUCUCAAGACUACUGAAAUGACAGCAUCGUAUCCAUCUGAUGUAUCUGACCGUACAGCAUUUCGAUCUCGUACAAGUUCUGGUCAAAAUCCUAUGACAUUAUCAUCAACUCGCAUUCCAUCGUUAUCAUUAGAAAAAAUAUUAACUCGUUCACAACAAGAUCUCGAACCUUUAUCAAUACGUACAACAACUAUUACUAAUAAUAAAUCUAGUGAUCAACUUGAUCGAAGUUCACCAAUACAUAAACGUCCUCUGAUUAAAGCAUGUACAAUAAACGUUCCAUCAAUGCAUGUUUCAACUCCAUCACUUGGUGAAAUUUCAAAUGAUUCCUAUAUGAUUGAUAAUAAAUUUGGUACUACAAGAGAUCUAACAAUGGAAAAAACAAGAACCCAAGGAUUUUCAAGUGAUGAGUAUAUUGAGAUAAAAGAUUGGACAACCGAUCAAUGUAUUCAAUGGUUAACAAUUGAAAGAUUAACAUCAUUUAUUCCUACAUUUCUCAAUCGUAAUAUAGAUGGUGAGAAAUUAUUAGUACUUGAUGGAUCAAAAAUGAAGGCAAUGGGUAUUAAAUCAAGUAAAGAUCGUGAUCAAUUAAAAACGAAAAUAAAAGAAUUAAAAAAUCUUGAACUUAAUCGAUUACGUGAACGACUUCUUACUCAACCUUCAUUAUCUCAACGAUCUGGCCGUAGUGAAAAGAAAUCACGUUCAUCAAGUUUAACAAAAAUCAAAGAACGAAGAUUUUUUAGUAGUAGUUUUGGAAAAUAG
Molecule: messenger RNA, 2487 nt
Organism: Adineta steineri
Lineage: Eukaryota; Metazoa; Rotifera; Eurotatoria; Adinetida; Adinetidae
Source: the annotation of a GenBank genome assembly